Messenger RNA from Myiozetetes cayanensis, 1770 nucleotides. It is a transcript of the gene PDILT, whose product is annotated as protein disulfide isomerase like, testis expressed. Bases 108 to 1682 code for a protein of 524 amino acids. Gene Ontology annotation, biological process: protein folding. The record is from RefSeq and is a predicted model, not a curated record. NCBI's taxonomy places the organism in Eukaryota, Metazoa, Chordata, Aves, Passeriformes, Tyrannidae. The transcript is spliced from 11 exons. Gene Ontology annotation, cellular component: endoplasmic reticulum. Gene Ontology annotation, molecular function: protein disulfide isomerase activity.
AGCCUCUUGGUUUGGCUGAUACAGCCACAGCCAUAUGAGCAGCAAAACCUGCUGCUUGGUGCUCCUUGCUUGUUUCUUUCUCAGUAUCUGGAUAAAGGCAGGACAAGAUGAGGACACAUCUGCUUUUCCUCCUUCUAUUGCUGUUUCUCACAGACUUCCUGGCAGCAGACACCAUAAGCCCAAAUGAAGCAAAGCUAAAGAAAGCCAAGCUGCCCAAAAUAAAAAAGGAGAACAAUGUCCUCUUGCUGAAAAAGAGCAACUUUGACAGAGCAUUGAAGGAAACCAAGUACCUCCUGGUGAAGUUCUAUGUUUCUUUAGCUCAAUCAUCUCAGAAUUUCUCUGAAGAAUUUGCUGAGGCUGCACGACAGCUAAAAAAAGAAGCUCCAAGAAUCCAGUUUGGCAAAAUUGAUGUGACACACCAACCUGAUUUGAGAAAAGAAUUUAAUAUUCAAGCCUUUCCUACUGUGAAGCUUUUUGUGAAUGGCAGCAGGGAAGAUCCCAUAGACUGCAAAGGAGUCAGACAAGCCUCAGCCUUUGUUACAUGGGUGAAAAGAAGAACAGGACCCAGCACUGUUUUAAUCAACUCUACUGAUCAGGCUGAAGCCCUCAUAAAAGCUGAUGAUUUGGCAGUGAUCAGCUUCUUUAGGGAACUUCACAACGACAGUGUGGAAGUUUUCUGUGAGGCUGCAAGAGAUGUGCCAGAGAUGCCUUUUGGGAUGACAGCCAGUGAGGAUGUCUGUGCUGACUACGGCAUCCAGAAGAACACUCUUGUGGUGUUUAAGAAGGGAAAACCUGUGCAUAAGGAAGUGCUUGAAGAUGGCAGACAGAACAAACUGGGUCUAACAAGGCUAAUCAAAACCUUCACUUUGGAUUUGGUCACUGAAUAUAAUAUUGAGACAUCUGUGAAGAUUUUUGAUGUCCCUGUUGAAAAUCACAUCCUGCUGUUCACCCCAACGAACUCGGAGACGUUCAGUGCGAUUUAUGAAAACUACAAGUCUGCUGCUGCGGAAUUUAGAGGAAAGAUACUCUUUGUUUUGGUGGAUACUGAUGAAGGAAGGAAUGGACGAAUUUUUGAGUAUUUUCGCAUCAGGGACAUCGAUGUUCCUGCCGUGAGAAUCCUAAAUCUGACAAGUGAUGCAAGGUACAAAAUGCCUGCAGAUGAGGUGACUGUGGAGAACCUUAGAGAGUUUUGCCAGAGCUACCUAAAUGGAAAAGCAAAGGUACAUCUCUCUAGUGAGGAAAUUCCAGAAGACUGGGACAAGAUGCCUGUCAAAGUGCUUGUUGGGAAGAAUUUCAACAGUAUUGUCUUCAAUAAGACCAGGACUGUGUUUGUUAUGUUUUAUGCCCCUUGGUCCCAUGACUGCAGAAAACUCCUACCAAUCUGGGAUAAGCUAGGAGAGCAAUACGACAGUCGUGAGGACAUAAUCAUUGCAAAGAUAGACAUCACAGCAAAUGACAUCCUGUCUGUUGGAUUAGCUCGAUAUCCCUUCUUCACACUCUUCCCUGCUGGAUCAGAUUACCAGGAGGUGGCCUAUGCUGGGGACUAUACACUGGAGGCAUUUGCUGAAUUCUUAGAAGAGCAAAGCAAGACAAAAGCAGAACCAGGAGAGCAGGAUCCUUUGGGAGGAAUCAAAGAAGAUCUCAGCCAAAAAGAGACUGCAAUAACAGAGAAAGAACUUUAAUAGUACAGAGAAAGAGAAAAAUUCUGAGGAUUGUGGGGAAUCCUUCCUGGAAGGAGCCCACUGGAAGAAUGAAUCAUCUGAAGUGAAC